Messenger RNA from Dunckerocampus dactyliophorus (ringed pipefish), 20372 nucleotides. RefSeq lists its product as uncharacterized. Gene Ontology annotation, molecular function: DNA-directed DNA polymerase activity; nucleotide binding; DNA binding. The transcript has 3 exons. Bases 1681 to 6204 code for a protein of 1507 amino acids. NCBI's taxonomy places the organism in Eukaryota, Metazoa, Chordata, Actinopteri, Syngnathiformes, Syngnathidae. Gene Ontology annotation, biological process: DNA replication. The record is from RefSeq and is a predicted model, not a curated record.
UCUCUCAAGCAGAAAGAAUGGUGGGGGUCUCAUGUUUCCUGGGGAACAGGAUCUGCUUGGGGCGAUGAAGAAACAUAUCUGAUGGGGGUGUUUUCUGGUAACUAUGAUCAUUAGGUUGGGGCCCCGUGGUUCACAUGAGAUCAUUUUAAUACUCGCGCCAUUUUUGUAGUAGAUGAGGAUUUCCUGGGCGUGAUCUAUGGGGGUCUCUCAAGCAAAAAGAAAGAAUGGUGGGGUGCUGUCUCGGGUGUGUGAAAUAUAUAAUAUCAAUAGGGUGUCUCGUUUUCCCACGGGAGAAGACAAUGUGCUUGUAGUUUUAAAAAACAUAUCUCAUGGGGGUGUUUUUUAGGUAACUAUAAUCAAUAGCGGGGGCCUCAUGGCUCCCGUGUCAAUAGCGGGGGCCCAUGGUUCACAUGAGAUCAUUUUAAUACCAUUUUUAUAGUAGAUGGGGGUUUCUUUGGACUGAUCCGUGGCGGGGUCUUUUUUAGCUAGCUCUAAUCAAUACUAGGGGCCUCAUGGUUUGUAUAAAAAAGACAAUGUGAUUGAGGCUUUAAAAAACAUAUCUGGCACUUAAACAUUCCUCCCCUAUUGUAUAAAAUGGUAUAAAAGGCAGGUGUCGACGGUAGGUUUCCAGAUCACUCGCAAAAAUCAGCGAACAACGUCAAGACAGAGAGUUUGAACACAGAGCCUGGAGACGACUACAAGACAUCGGACAUUGACAUGGGCUGUUGCAUGUACGUAAGUUUCAUAUUGUAUAUAAUUUAUCUAGGGUGUUUAGCCUGAAAGGUAAAUUUUUUUUUCUACUUACAGGAGAGCUGCAUCUUCACCAAUUGAAGUGAUCGAUCUGACUUCACCGCCACCAGUGGCCCUAGUGUCACCGGUCCAAAACCCAAUGCAGGGAUUUAAUGUGGACUUUAUAACGCCUCAAAACCAGGCACAAGGAUUUGCAGAGGGCGAUCGCUCUACGAUAGACGGGGGAGUUUGGGGACAGACUUCGGGAUUCGUGGAAAACACUUUAACACCGCCGGUCCAAAACCCACUGCAUUUUAUUGUGGGGUUUACAAGUCCAAACUCAAGUCACGGUAAGUUAAACAAAUGUGUGUCGGUUUUAAUGAAUUCAUAUUUAUGUCAACAAUUAUCUCUGUAUGUACUGUGUAAAUGUUGAUGAAUAACAGAGUCUGCUCUGUUAUAGGGAUUGCGCCACUGACCCCCUCAACGCUGGAUGUGACAGAGGGAGAAAACGACACAGAAUUCGAGGAAAACACAGCAGAGUCCGAUGUGGGACAAGAAACGGGACAGGAGGAGACAUCUGACGCUGGAGUCUACAACCAGGAAAGAUUUCAUUAUUUUCCAGAUAGUGAAAGUGAAUAUGUUGACAUGCAAGCUCUAAAUCAGAGGGAUAUAGUCUCAGACAAUGAUGGAAUUGAAACAGUGGAUUUCAACACCUCUGUGCUAAUUGUCGAACAAGUGUUCAGAAGAUACAUGUAUGAUAUAGCAUGUUUAAAUCGCCGCAUGAUUGAGAAUAUAUAUAAUCAACUUAGACAGAACGUUAGACGCAGGCAUUCUGUCAAUUCAUAUUCAGCUAACGCUAGACGUGCCACUCGUGAACAAAGAACACUGCCACAAAGAGUCCAUCGCAGGUUGCAAUUUGAAGACUAAUUUUUGAUCGGGUGAUAAAGACAAAUGGCUGAACCAGAUCACAACAAUUCCCCUGAAAUUAGAGAGCAUCUCCUCCACUUGAUCUCUGAGAUAAACCGAGAAAGAUCCGAAGGCGGGGCUAAUCAGGGUUCUCCCCGAAACAGUCCAAUUCUGCCUCAGCAUGAUUCACCUGAAAGAGGGGGAGAAGUUUUUCUUCCAUCCCCUGAUGAGCUAAUUUCCUUGCUCCAAAUGUACAGAUACCCCUGCCCCGUUCCGCAUAGCAGUGCGGAAUCAGAUCACAACAAUUCCCCUGAAAUUAGAGAGCAUCUUCUCCAGUUGAUCUCAGAGAUCAACUGUCAAAGAUCUGAAGGCCGGGCUAAUCAGCCUUCUCCCCAAAAUAGCCCAAUUCAGGCUCGGCAUGAUUCACCUGAAAGAGGGGGAGAAGUUUUUCUUCCAUCCCCUGAUGAGCUAAUUUCCUUACUCCAAAUGUACAGAUACCCCUCCCCCGUUCCUUCGCCCGUAUCGCAAAGCAAUGUUGACUCAGGACCUUGGUCUCCAUCAGACAGUCAGUGUUGUGAUGCACUCAACAGUCAAAUAGAUGACCCGUGGUCUCCAUCAGACAGUCAGUGUUGUGAUGCACUCAACAGUCAAAUAGAUGACCCGUGGUCUCCAUCAGACAGUCAGUGUUGUGAUGCACUCAACAUUCUGGAAAGAGGCCAUCAGGUGGGGGGUGGGGGCGAGGGUGAACAGACAGAGAGCGUCAUCAAUCAGAGUAAUGAGGGUCAAUCCACAUCUAUGGGGAUAAACAACACAAAUAGUGCGGCUGUUAAUGUUCCAGCACCUUGCACUAGUGAUGACAUGCAUGUCACAAACCGUGAAAGAUUUAAUAAUGUUGAGAUUCGCUCUUUCCUUCGCUUUCCACCACCAUCUGCAAUUCCCAAUUUUCGUGAAUUUUAUUUGAAUGUCACAAAUGGUUUUCGCGAUAGGAUUUCAAGCAUGAUUCACAGAGCUGAUGUCCAGCCAAAUGACGUUAUCCAAGUUAAUCUGCGUGCUGAUCGUUUGCAAGACGAUGUCUCAAUGAGCGUGCGUUAUGGAGAGGGGACAGUGUCACAAUUACAGGAACUUUUAGACAGAUUAGUCCAGAGUAAUAUGUCUGUUUUCACCGAUGGAUCGCUUGAGCUAAUUGUCAAUUUUGUGAAGGCUCCGCGGGGAGGGGGUAAGAGACGAAUUGAAUCAUGUCUUGCGAGCGAAAUUGUGAAGAAAAAAGCACGACAUUUAUUUGUACUCCCCAAUCCCGAUCAAACAUGUUUUGCUGUAAAUCUGGCAUUACUGACAAAUCCGAAGUUGACGAUGAUGGAAGCCAUAAAGGCAGGCUGGGACAUCCAUACCAGAGCAGGUCUGACUGCUGAUACAAUGGUCACAUUCGAUGAUGUUGUCAAAUUUGAGGAGCUGUUAGCGUGUAAAAUUGUUAUCUUUUACCAAACGUCUGACAGAGAAAAAAACAACAACCUGGUUACAUUUCAAACAGGAACACCCGAACGAGACACAAUACGCUAUCUGCUUUUACACAAUAAUCAUUUUUACGGGAUAAAUAAUAUUAAGGGAUUUCUAGGUGUGAAGUUUUUCUGUAAACAUUGUCACACAGGGUAUCAGUGUCAAUAUAAGCAUUUCUGUGAAAAAAGCUGCAACAUCUGUUGCACAGAUUGUAAACAGGGUCCAAUUCAAAAAACCUACUGUGCUGAUUGCAAUCGAUUCUGUACAAAUAGACAAUGCUACGAACGACAUCGCGAGAAAAAAUGGCAUCCGAAAAUCAAAAAGAUGGCCAGCAUGUGUCAGACCAAUAAAACAUGUCCUAGAUGUAAAUCAUUGUACUACACAUCUAUCAGAGAUCCUAAAGAGCAUACUUGUGCUAUCAAGAUGUGCACAAUUUGUAAACAACCUAAAACAACAUUGUCGUCUCGUAACAAUGAGUUAGAGCAGACAUCAGCUAAUAACUCUAUGAUUGAAAGCGGCGAAGAUAAACAUGUCUGUUACAUGCGUACAAAACCAAUCAAAUCUGAAAAAGAAAUACAUGAAAAAAAGAUUGUAUUUUUUGAUUUUGAGACUUCUCAAACCACUGGAACCCAUCUUCCGGUGCUUGUGGUGGCUCAGUCACUUAAUGGUGAGCGCCGUGUCUGGAAGGGGCAUUCAUGCGCUUUAAAAUUUCUUCUCCAUUUCCGACAGAAAAAACAUAAACAGACAACUUUCAUUUCCCAUUUUGGCAAAGGUUUUGAUCAUCAUAUCAUCUUGAAUGCUUAUGUAACUCAAGGUUUGUCACCGUCUGUGAUAGCACAAGGGAGUAAAAUAAUCCUGAUCCUGGAUAAUGACUUUCAACUUAAAUUUAUUGACUCGUUCUCAUUUAUUCCUAUCCCACUCAGAGACUUUUCCAAGGCGUUGGGAUGUAAGACACAGCUUAAAAAAGGCUACUUCCCACACAGAUUUACCGAUCUUUCAAAAAAUGGCUAUAGAGGAAGCUAUCCACCGGCCGAGAUGUACUCACCUGACGAAAUGAGUCCAAAACAAAGAGAGGAUUUCCUUAACUGGUAUCAGACUGUCAAAGAUCAAGAGUUUGACUAUGAUGCAGAGUUAGUAUCUUACUGUGAAAACGAUGUUGAAAUCUUAGCCGAGGGUGCAAGCAAUUUCCGUAAUGAAUUCAUAAAAACAACAGACUGUGAUCCUUUUGACAGUGUGACCAUUGCUUCAGCAGCUUUGAAUGUCUUUCAAACAAAAUUUUUAAAACCCAAUACAAUCGCGAUUCCCUGUCCUAACAAUUACAAAACAAACAGCAAGGCUUUCUCACAUGCGUCUAUACAGUGGCUUGAGUAUGAGGCCUUCUCACGGGGGAUUUCAAUAAGACAUGCUUUGAACGGAGGUGAAGUUAAAUUUGGGCGUUAUUCAGUUGAUGGAUAUGGAGAGUUAAAUGGAGGGAAAGUUGUCUUUGAAUUUCUAGGCUGUUAUUUUCAUGGCUGUCCAAAGUGUUAUAUGGGAAGUGAUGUUUCUCCAUUGUCAAAGACUUGUUUUAGUGAGGUGUACUCUGAGACUUUGAAAAGGCUGGAUCGAUUACAAAACGAUUACAAGGUGCAAACUGUGGUGAUCAAGUGGGAACACGAAUGGAGUGUACAGAAAAAAACAGACCCGAAUGUUAAAUCUUUCUUAGAGAGGUUUCAAGAACCAAUUCCGUUAGAUCCCAGAGCAGCCUUAUAUGGAGGCCGUACGGCUGCUAUCCGUCUCCGCCAUGUUGUCAGCCCAGGUGAGCGUGUAAAUUACGUUGAUUUCACAUCGUUGUAUCCGUUUGUAAAUGCACAUUUUCACUACCCAUUAGGGCAUCCGAAAAUAAUUCGAAAGGAUUUUGACAGCAUUGAAAAUUACUUUGGAUUAAUACAUGCUAAAGUUUACCCUCCACGUCAACUGUUUUUCCCUGUACUGCCUAUUAGAAACGACAAAGGGAAAUUAAUUUUCACACUGUGUCGAUUAUGUGCACUCGUGAACAAUCAAACUACUGACUGUACACACAAUGAUGAAGAACGGGCCCUCCAAGGGGUGUGGGUAACGAUAGAAGUAAUCGAGGCAGUGCGAAAGGGGUAUUUUCUGGCUGAAAUUUACGAAAUAUGGAACUUCGAAGAGAAAUCAGAUGUGCUGUUUAAAGACUAUAUCUACACUUUCCUUAAACAGAAGCAAGAGGCGUCGGGCUACCCUAGCGGAGUUGAAACUCUUCAGACUAAACAGGGUUACAUCCGUGACUAUAAAGAGAAGCAAGGUAUCGAUCUCGAUCCGGAGAAAAUUGUCUACAACCCCGCAAAAAGACAGAUUGCCAAACUACUGCUAAAUUCUCUCUGGGGAAAACUAGCACAAAGAUCAAACCAGCUCUCAACCAGUCUGGUGAGCACACCGCAACGCUUUUUUGAAUUUCUCUUUUCUAGCAAGUACGACAUUUCACAGUUUCACUUCAUAAAUGACGAUAUUGCACUUGUUCAAUGGCGCCAUAAUUCUAGGUGUGUCUUACCCCCAGGCGACGCAAAUAUUUUUCUAGCGGCGUUCACAACUUCUUAUGCACGACUUGAACUUUACAAGCAAUUAGAUUUGCUCCAAGAUCGUGUUCUGUACUGUGACACUGAUUCUAUCGUUUACACAAGCAGCCCCUCUGAUCAAUAUAACCCUCCACUCGGUAAUUAUCUCGGAGAUUUGACAUCAGAAUUAGAUCAUGGAGACUACAUAUGCAAUUGGAGCGCUGCGGGUCCCAAAUCGUAUGCCUAUCUCACACAACAGGGUAAGGUGACUUUACGUGCUAAAGGGAUUACACAAAAUUAUGAAAACUGUAAAAAAAUUAACUUUGACAGCCUCACAGAUCUGGUAGAGGGAUAUCUCAGAGAGCCGGACAAUCGGCGUGAAAUCUCUACACAUUACAAUAAAAUUACUCGCAAUAUGAAAGCCUUUGAACUCACUAAUAAACAACGCAUAAUCAACUUCGCAGUUGUCUAUGAUAAAAGACGACUCCUUGCAGAUGGAAAAACAUUACCAUUUGGUUAUUAGUUCCAGGAUGAAACGGCAGCAAUUUCUGAAAAGGACUGUGUAGAUUUAUGACGGUUUGACCUGAUGACUUUUCUACCCAGACCUUUUUAGAAUUAUAUCAUUGUUUUGUAAUUCUAUUCUGUUUUUUAUAUUUUUUAUCAUGUAUUCUGUGUUUUUCUUGAAGAUGUAUUCUGUAUUUUUAGUCAUGAUGUAAUCUGUAGUAAAUCAUAUAUGCACAUAUGCUAUAUCAAUAAACCCUUCUUCAUUUGUUUGUGUUUACAUCUUGAUGUCUGUGAAUAAAAUCAGUGUUCUGGUUAUUUAGGUUGCCAGUUUACAGAAACAGCAGAUGCGUAACAUGGAAGAAGUAUAUUUUGAUCCUCGUUUCAAACUUCCAUUCACCGCUCUCCUUGUAGGGGCAAGUGGAAGUGGGAAGUCGUUCUUUGUGAAACAUGUACUCCAAAAUAUGAAGGAUACUUUUUCCAGAGUUCCCGAUCGAAUCAUCUGGAGCUAUUCAUCCUACCAACCCAUGUAUGAUGAAUUGGCUAGAGAUGUAAAGAUUAAAUUUAUUGAAGGAAUCCCUGACUCUUUGACGGAUGAAAAUAUUUUUCCAUCAAAUCAGCACAGUCUUUUAGUUGUCGAUGAUUGCAUGGACGUUGGGGCGAAUCAUGAUGAAUUAAUGAAGGCAUUUACAAUGUAUAGACAUCAUCGAAAAUUAUCUGUAAUCUUUCUAGUUCAAAACUUGUUUCAUCAAGGAAAACAUAGCAGAACUAUUAGUUUAAACACUAAUUAUAUGGUCCUUUUCAAAUCGCCUCGUGAUAAACUGCAGAUUAGAAUUCUGGCUCAGCAAAUGUUCCCCGGACGAAGAGAAUAUUUUCUUCAGAGUUUUAAUGACGCGACUAAAGACCCCUACUCAUAUUUAAUCGUGGACUUAAGACCCGACUGUCCAGAACAUUUCCGACUGAGAAGCGGCAUACUUCCACACGAGUGGCCUGUAGUGUAUCAGUAUAAAAAGUGAUUUAAACCAUGUCAAAGCGGAUUAAAAGAAACCUCCCCAUUUUAAAAGCCCUGCUCAGUCUAAAACCAAAAGAGAGACAGAGCCUUCUUAGCCAUGCAUCGAAAGAUCUCGUCCUGGCAGUCUGUGAGAUAGCUUUGAAUGUUUUGAAGGGGAACAUCCCACUAUCCUCCGAGCAGUACAGUAGGUUAAAAAAGCAGAAAAAAAUCAUCAAACUCUUUGCUAACCGUAAAACUGCCAUAAAACAUAAGCGUAAGGUGUUGACACAGUCCGGUGGUUUCCUUGGGGCGUUAUUAGGAGCAGCAAUCCCACUCCUAACCAGUUUGUUUACCGGUGGGAGAUAGACACAGACCAUCGUCAUGGCGUCAUUUAGUAAAAUGUACAUGAUUUCCCCCCAUCAACUAGAGACUUUAACCCAGAAGAAGACGCAUGCAGAAAACAUCAGCGAGAAAGCUCAGCAUGUUUUGGAAGAGAAAAUGGAACGUCUGUUAAAACAACCUGGACCGGUAUACAGCAAGUCACUACAUUAUAACGAUCUACUUGAAAAAUAUCUGGCCUUACUCAGAAAGGAGGAGAGUCGCAGUCGUGAAAUACUUUUGAAACUACCUACUACACCCACAGAGAAAGGAGGUGAAGAUGUAGGUGACUAUGUCAAGGUUGAAGAGGAAGAACGUCCUGACAACAUUGAAAAAGAGAUUUUAGACAACAUAGGAUCACGCAAUCGGAAAAAUGCGGCAUAUAUUCUACAGAAGCUUCGUAAUUCAGACCUUCUAAGAUGGAACCGUUCAGGCGAGAUAAUUGUGCAGGACAACCUCAUUAAAGGGUCUCAUAUUUUCGAUUUAAUGAAAACUCUGACAAACCGUCGAUUCCACGGACGGACCGUACCUCGCGGAUGGGAUACAUUUUUAAAAACAAUUUCUGAAUUAAAUAUUCCAAUCACAACUGUUAUGAACACUCACGCACGCGAGCAAUUACGACUUAAACCCUCCAAUACCACGAGUGAACCUCGCCCUCAGAUACGUCGGAGUAAGAGAAAACGCGGGGGGAAAAAAUCUGGGGCGGCAUCACCGUUAGACAGAGAUUAUGACAGUCCGAAUCUCGUUCAUCAACUGUAUACACCUACAGCGUCUGAAUGGCGAUUGUCUACACCGAUCCCCUCCAACUGGUUAGAUUUCACUCGAUACAAAUGAAUUCAUGCAGACUGUAUGUUUUUUUUUUUACCAAUAAAAAUUUAUUGGGAAUUAUACAUCGGAGUAAGAGCAUUUAUUCAGAACAGAUAUAACACUCAUUAAAUAGUUUUAAAGAGCAUGCUUUCUGAUUACAGGUUUUAGCGGUCUUCACAUGUGAAAUACAUUUAACAUUUUUCUUGACAAACUUGGUGACAAGAGCAUCAUUCUUUUUUAAAUUAUCAGAAUACAGCCUCAUUACUUCUUGAAAAGAGAGUCCUUUAAAGCGUUGACAGAGGAAAAAAAUAACAUGGGCGCCACAAGUCGAAGAGUUGUCAUCUUGUACUUGGAGUUUGUUGUAGCGUAUUUCAUGAGAAUUUCUAGUGAGGAAAGUUAUAAAACUUUCAGGAUAAAAUAUAAAAUCCGGUUCAUGGCCAUAGCUGUCGAAGAAGCAUGAUUUGUCUUGUUCAGCUUCAAUAAUCAUCCCCACCCAGUGUUCACCCUCACGGGUUUGGUCAUGGGUGUUAACGACGAGAUAGCACGGUCGUUUAUCAAUCUUAGUUGGCAGUAAAUCACUAGGCCAAACCCCUCCAAACGUCUCGCCCAAGAUCGGUCUCAGGAUAGAAUCUAUUUGAUGGUUGUUCAUUUCUCCAGUUUUAGUAGUCGAUCAGAACCUGACGCUUCGAGUUUAUCUCUAUGACACUGUCGUAACAAGCGUACACAAUCAAUGUCAUAGUUCUCGGUAACGCCAUUCUGAAUCUUAAAUCCAAACGGCAUGUUCCAUGUAGCGCAGGAGAGAGAGCUUCAGCGUCCAUUUCAUCGUCUCUUGACAGAUUGAACAGAAACAGUGAGUAACCAUUUUCAAAGUUUUCGCGGUCAAUACUCAGGGGAGCGUCUCUGAGGUGUCUGUUUGUUCCCAGAUAGAGAUUGUAAAAUUCGCGAACACUCUGAUGUGUAUUAAAGUUGGGUUGGUAAGGUUUCGCCGGGAUAAAGCGUGAAUUUACACUGAGAGAGAGGUAUUCAAGAUUUGCAUGUUGGAACUUAAAUGGGUUCAGCUCCCUUGCUCCGACAAAUGCUCUGUGGUCGACAAUUCCGACGACUAUAUAUUUUGGAAGUCUACCCAGAUACAAGUUGUCCUGUGAACAUACACGUGACUGCGCUGGAAUGCUAAAAUUUUUAACAACAACACGACUUAUCGGGUAAAUUGCGUUGGAUUUCAUUAAAGCGGCUGAAUGUCCUAGCAUGACAUCCGGCGAGACUUGCACCUUUUUCACAAAAAUGCUAGCACUCAGAAUGUUUAAAUUGAACUCGUCAGCUGCAGCGGACAUCAGUGUAAAAGCACUUUUAGCCUUUACAAGUUUCAAUCGCACAUCCACAUUGUUUAGCAGGAGUCUUUCGGAAAAAAAAAUGUCACUGUGCAGGGGACCAAUUAACUCGAAUGGUCGCGAACCACGAGUGAAGCUUGUACGCUUGAUAAGGCCUUUGUUGGGGCCGCCAGGUGUCGUGUCAAUUGAAUCUAAAUCAUCGCCAUCGUCUUUGUACCACAGACCUGCUGAAAACUGACUCUCCAAUGUUUGUCGUGAAAAGUUGAGGAGGGUUUCAAUAAUAGAUCUGUAAGGAUGAGUUGCGGAUGAAGAGCUAAUGAGAACAUCGUUCAGACUGACAUCUACCUGUGAAAAUAUAGUAUUUAGAGGGUACUGUAUUAUUCCACAGUUAUCAGCAUUUCCGAGAUUAGUCCCAUCGGCGUUUGUAAUCUUGAGGCGUAAAUAGAGUAGUGUUGAGUUUAGAUCUAGAUAGAAACUCCCGUUUCCAGGUAUCAGGAAAUCUAACACUUCUUGAUCAGCAAUAGAGUUCAAAGGAUGGAUCUCUACAUAAUUGGUCUGAUCUAUAGAUAGCUGUGUCAUCGGAGGAGCAAAGAGGUCGAGCUCUGAUUUGGUGCACUCUGACGAGAGGUGAUGUGUAAGAGACAUGGUUAAAAUAUAUCCCCUCCGCCUCGUUGACUUUUAACUUUCCGGUGUAUUUUCGAUGAGGUUUUACGUUUCUUUUUUGGUAUAGCGUGUGAUAAUGCUGCUAGAGCUCUUUUUCCUCUUCCACGUGCUAUUCGUAGUAGUCCCGAUCCGUCCUGAGUUUCGUCACGUCGACGAUUGGCAAUAUGGCUGGUUACAGCUCCAACAACAUCAGAUGCUAUCCCUCUCACAGCAGAUUUCAAAUGUGGCCUGGCAAUAUUAGCUCCACGUUUAAGAAGAGGCAAGACGAAUCUGAAUGCCCUACUCAGCAUAGAACCAAAUCCCCUGCCGUAAAGAACCGGGGCACCAACAAAUCCGUUGAGUGAUCCGCCUCCAGCCUGAUUCACAUAAUAAUCCACAAAUCUUUGCGAAUUCAUUCUGGGUUAUUCUGUUGAAUUCAGAUCAAGAUCUUUGAUACCGGUCUAAAGUGUAGUUUGCAGAUGGUCUUCCCGUAUGUGAAUCGAAUCGGGGUAUUUAAAUCUGUUUUUAAUUCAAUCUGGAUAUCCUGUAUGCGCUGUUUAUUGACAGGAACGUAGUGUAAGCGGUUGUAGGAGAAAGUGAUCAGGUCACCGUAAGAUCCUUCCUUUUUAACAAUUCUUAGAAGGGGAACAACAUAGUCUCCGAUAUGUUGUGCUUCCACAAUAUUGGUAUAGACGAAAAAAUUAUAUUGACCGCCGUUAAUAUCGCAGGGAUAUUUACUCACGGGAUUUCCUUCUGUUUUAAUCCAUUGACCGGGUUCAAAACCCAGCAUGUAGGACAGCGGCGCUUCGAACUUGAUAGAAUAUUUAGCACUCCCUAAUAUAUAAAUUCUUCUGUUUAUAGAAUUGUAAUGAAAAAUUAGAUCAAUGUUUACUGACUUAAAUAAAGCAUUUAUCUCCCUCAGUAUUAGAUCAAUGCUGUCAUAAUGUCCCCUAGGAAUUUUCAUAUACAUUGGAGGAUUCGCUGGCUUCGAAUGAUCCAAUAAUUCAUAACCAUUCUCACCCCCACGUAUAUUAUUCCAUGUAUGACAAUACAUAAUUUCAGCUAAAGCGACCUCGUAAGCUCCAUCCAGCUCUAUAGGUUGUGACAAUGUUGUCAUAUAGUUCGAGCUGGUAUUGCUCGGGAAAAUGUCAUUACAGGCAUUCGACGGUAGUGUCACGUAGAAAGACUCUCGUCCUGUCAUUGUGCUGUUUCCUGGUCUUUCUUGUUUCUCUUCUUCCUGAGCUCAACGACCUCGUUAGCAGCUAGCCAAGAGUCGAACUGACGAGGCCAUCCUUGCCACCGGACUAAAACCAUCUUCUGACCAUUUUUAAUUUUCCAGUCUAAAAUUUCUUCUAUGCGGAAAAGAGUGUCAGAACCAAUUAUCACUUUCUGCAGUUCUGGUUCAUAGAAUGUUCCAUUCAGAAUUUCACCUCUUAUAUCCCUUAAUUUAUAAACAGGGGGGACUCUGGGGAUACGUUCGUUCACUAUAAAAUAUUCAUCGCUGAAUGACUGUUCAUACAUUUUAUCAAAUACUCCACGGUAUUUUGAAAUCCGUACAAUGUCUCCUUCUUUGAAUUUAAAUACGGAUGGUUUUGCGCUCAGAGAUAGUGUCCCAUAUAAAUUUUCAAACACUUGCGAGGUCUUGCUAGGGGUUACCUCCGCAGGUUUCAUUUUUAUUCCACUAUGAUAACUGUUGUUAUAGCUAUCGAGUAAAUCUUGAAUUACGUCUAUAUACCUACGAGUGUUUUUUGCAGUGAAGUACCGCCACAUUUUUCCCUUCAACGUACGGUGAAAUCUUUCCACCACUGAUGCUUUCAGUUCACUUCCUGUUGCAAAGUGUUGAAUGUUGUACUUCAUCAUUAGUUUUUCAAAGAGUCGAUUAAAAAAUUCUUUCCCUGAAUCCGUUUGAAUUUUAGCCGGAAUACCACUCUGGUCUAAAAUUGAAGCAAAAGCCUUUGCAACUUCAAAGGCUGUCUUGUUUUUCAGUGGUCGUGCAUAAGCUUUCUUGGAAAAUACAUCUAUUACUGUAAGCAGGAAUUUAAACCGAUCAUUGUCUUUAGACAGAGCACUCAUAUCACAAAGAUCGGCUUGAAAUUGAUACAAAGGACGAGGAACAAAAACACGAUUUCUAGCAUAAGUUUUUCGUGCCGUUUUGUGUAAGGUAUAUGCAUCCUGAGCUGACAACCAGUCUCGCACUUCAUCCCCGCUAACUUUUUUUCCCGUCUGCUCUUCGACAGCCUUUUGAAGUCUUUCAACCCCACCAUAAGAUCCAGCUCUUGCAGGAUCAUAAUAUAUACUCUUCAGCAUGCGUUCUGUCUUCUUUGAAGCCAUGUCUACUAGUGAACAGAAAAGAUCAUACGACAAUGUUUUGACUUCGACUUUAUUGAUGACCACACAUGAUUAGUGAUUACACAGUUAGUGAUUACAAUACAUGUUUUAUAUUAAAUCAAAAAAACAAAAAAUCUUUUUUUUUUUUUUUUUUUCAAAAUUGAAGCGUGUAAAGCAUGUAAUACAUUUAGCAACUGAUCAACAUCAACUUUAUCUCCAUUCUUCAGUUUACACACCGCUACAUCGACUACAUAGGUAUACAAGACGUGCAUGAGACUAGAGUUGAGACUACACACAGAAAUAUUCCCGAUAAUGCCCCGUAAUGUUGCUUCAAAACCAUCGCUGUUUAAGUCUGACCCGAGAUACACCAGAUUCUCCCAGUGGUCUAAAGGACCCUUAUCCCUUACAAUGGCCAUCACUCUUUCAAAACGCUCCAAGUCUUUUGUAUCGACAUCCCCGCUUGCCAGAUAUAACGAUGCAUCAUUGAUCCGAUUAGCAAUUGCAUGUUUUAAAAGAAAACUGUCAACUGGUUUAGGGGGUGGUUUAAAAUAAUAAUUUCCCAUUUUGAUGAAUCAAGGAUUCCAGAAACCGAGGAAACGCUGCAGCAGAUCUUCCCUAUCCGUGUCGUCUUCUAUGUAGGCGCGCCUGAUCUCUGCAACUUUCUCCAGAAUGUUUUCUUCAGGCUUCAGAUCGUAAAGAAAAGCCUCCGCUGCUCCUUCCACUCUAGCAUCCAGUAUGUCUAACCCAAGUAAUUCCAGUGUAUACUUGAGAGCUGGAAGAAAUUCCCAUGUCAUCAGAUUCUCUGUUAACAGUUUAAAGUUAGUGUUGAAAUAUCCAGGUUCUGGAGGAUAGAGACAGGGAUGCUGACGUUGAGAAGGGUGAUCGACUUCACAGCCGUAACAGUCUUUUUUUAUCUGCUCCUGCACCACCACUUGCACGGCGCUAGCCACGCACGCCUUUACAGUGUCUAGAAAUCCGCCACUCGCCGCUAUCGGAGACUGAGGCGCGGGCGAGUCUGGAGGCGUCAGGACCGCUUUGUGUGCUCCUAUGGUGUAGACUGGAGCAGGCGCUGCCUCUUCCCCGCUGUCAUUAUCCCCCCAGUAUGGACAGUAGGAUGGAGGUCCGCAUGGUAGCUCGCCAUGGCUCUGUCCAUUGUCGAGGGAUUGGGAAAAACAACCGACUGUAUACAUCGGUGAGCCUUCUGGCACCUCUCGCUCAGUCACCUUGGGUGGAGAACCGGAGCUGGCUAUGGAUCCUCCAGUGAUCCGACCAGGGGUGAGCGCUAUGUCCCCCUUCACCAUGCACGCGUAGGGAUCGGUCUGGUACUCUUGCGCUUCACACGUCGUGACAAGGGUCGAAUCAUUCUCAUGAUAGCGGUGGAAAAGUGGCCUAUACAUCUCAGCGUGUCCUGAAGAUGUCUGAGAAAUGUUUGACAGCCAGUUGAGAAGCUCUUCAUCCCGGAUUUCAUAGCUGCUGCAGCUGGUGCUGCUGCUGCCGACGUUGUUUCCAGCAAGAGAGGUCAGAGCGUUGUCCGAGGAAAAAUCAGCCAUGAUGAAGUAAAGUACUUUCUCUAUUCCCACUUCUUCUGUAUUUAUAUUUUAAAACGAGUGGGUGUGUCUGGUAGGCCGGUCUGAGAGGCGUGUCUUGUAGAUGGAGGGCCUAGUGGGAGGCGGGUCUGGUAGGAGGGUUCUGGUGGGAGGGGUCAGAGAAGCAGGACUGGGAGGUCUGUGUAGAAGGCGGAGACCCGCAUGCGUGAUUACGCGGAAUCAGUCUCCAAUUCAGAAACAUAGCCUCUCCUGGCCAAUCCAUCAGCCUCCAGUUCUCUGUCAAAAACGGGGUUCAGAUUUAUCCGCCUUUUAACACUAGCCAGCCUCUGUCUUCCAACACCGCCUUCAGCUCGAGUGGUUAACCUCUUCUCCAGCAGGUCAUGCCUCCGCUUCACACUAUCUUGAGUGAAAAACAAACUCAUUUCUUUCAAGAGAUCACCCAGCUUUGGGAAGUCUUCCACCUUGAACGCCAGGUGAAUUGGGAAAUGCCGCUCUUUCUCCAUAACAGUUCUUGGUCUGACACUAUUAGCAUCAGAGGAGCCAUAUCUCACCAGCAGCCAGAUGUGUGAUCUCGAACAAUCGACGAAAAAAGAUCCCUCCCCUUCACGCUGUAGCGAAUCCGUUCUCACCGCUACACUUGGCGGCAUUCUCGUAAGUCCUACUUCCCCUUCAUCAUGCACAUGCUGCAUGUAAUCGAUGAAAUCUUGAAUGGAGCUCUUCAGUUUUUCAAAUUCAGUAGAAUAAAUUCUCAGCUGCGUAACCUCUGGUUCCAUAUAUUCAUAACUGUAUAGAUCCACAAAGGGAACUACUCCCAUACCUCUAAACUCACUAACCACCAGACGUCCCCCGUCAAGAUGCAGACUCUUUUUCCUGAACACAGCCAUUUUUUUUUUUUUUUUUUUCUCCAGCAGUCACUCAUAGUCUGACUGAAACACUCCUCGUUAUAUAAGACAUCUCAUAUAUUUCCACACCCCCCUCACCACCUUAACCACGCCCAUCAACCCUCCUCUAGAAUAAUAGCCACAUUCUAAUGUAAAUAACAAAGUCACGCCUCUUCCUUUUCCCCACACCCCCUCACCACGCCCCUCCCAAAUGAUGUCAUCUGAUGUGUCAAGUCAUCAAUCAUAUUUUGACAGUUAGUUUCUGACGAUUAUUUUUAAUGAUUAAAUUUAUAUGACGUCAUCACAUUUUGUCACUUAGUUACUCUAAAUUUCUCUGCCAUUCUGUUUGACCUCAGAGAUUUCACCAUAACACGGAAUUGGGUAUGGAAUGAAUUGCAUGUCUUAGUUUUUCAACUCUAUUUGCUGAUGAAUUAUUCCAUUUAAAUGCUGAGCUCAUUUGUGAAGAACAAACCUGUAAUUGACAUCAAAUAGAGUGGAAUCGUCUUCGUCGUCGUUGUCAUUGUUGAGUGGGGCCAUCUCCACUCUCUCUGCUGGCGUCGUUAUAAUGUCAUACUUUCGUGUUUUACGGAUUUUCCUCCCAGAUCUGUCCACAAAAAAUGACCACAUAAUACACAUUACAUACUAACGAUUACAAUUUUCAGCAAAAUGAUGCCUUGAUGAAUAACAAAAACCUAAAAAUGCUAAAUCUGGUUAUGACUGCUCACAGUUAGGCUUGUAUGAAUAUUAUUAAUCGGCCGUGACCUUUCCUCUAACGUCACAUGCAGUCAACACAAUCACAUGCUUGUAAUUGAUUCAUUUCUCGAGGAAUUUGAGGCUUCACACUAACAAGGAGGGGCAGAAUAAUAAUAAAAGAGACGUUAUCGUCAUUUACUCUAUGGUCUGUAUCUUACCUGACCACUUUGACGAGCAGGCAGGUUAUGAGAGCAGCUGUCAACACGCAGGUAAGAAUGACGACCACUUUGAGAGUAGGAAGAUGCGUCAUGAGGGUCGACAUUCGGGUUCCGACGGCUGCGUGGGUGUCAUUGUUGUCAGUGUUGCUCCCGUCAUCCCGGAGGCUGACAGAUGCUGAUAUCGUUGCGUUCAACGGCGUGGCGGGAGAAGACAGAGUUUGGGGCUCGCAGUCGAUGCUCCAAAACGCCCCCACCAGAAUAAAAGUUAAAGCAAAGUAAAAUCUCGCCAUGUGUCCACCGAAAUGAUUAGGAUGGAUUAUUUUCCAAAGUAGCACAAACGCGACGACAGCUGUCACAUUAUAGACGUCCGAUUUGCUAUUUUACUCAAUAAAAAAAUGCAGGACAAAGACAAGCAUUAGGUCUCGCACGACUUAAAAAUAAACCUCUUGAUCGUAGCUACCUUUUGCUUCCAAAAUGUUGUCCCCUUUAGGUGAGUUGAAGCUACAACUUCGUGAUUGCAUUGAGAAUUAGAGUGGUGAUUUGGGAUAAUCCUACCCCACCCCCUCCGGAAAAGCUCAGCGGGACCGCCUUCUUGCUCCCGGUUUACGAUUGACGCCUUCACGGAGCCUCGGAAUCGACAUAAUCUCAUCACUGCUGUCAUCAGUUUGACGUCACCAUUUAUUGUGUGGCCCCUUAAAGCCAACACACUGAUUAUGCAGUGGUAAUCAAACUGAAGUUUGCCGUUACAAACACAAUAAUGCGCAGUUCAGAGGAAUACAUUUAACAAUAUACUGUAAUAUGUUUAUUGUUAUUUGCAAUGGUAACUUACUGCUACAAGAUACUGACGUGUUACUUAUAUUCCCCCCUUAUUCUCCCGUUAUGCAGAUCCACACCACUUCAAACUACAAUACAGUACUCACAUAUGUUAAUGUAGGAGCAAUACAAAAACCAAGCAUUGUUACAUGUGUUGAUACAUUGGGUCAUUGGACUUUGCAGGUGCACCUAAUGAAGUGCCUGUUCUUUCCAGUAUUAAAUUUCUAAUUUAUUUCUCAUUUAUUUCUCAAGGUAAUUAAAGUCAUGUGAAAAAAUGGGUUGUGGUAAUAAUACUUUGGAAGACAUGCAUCAGGGGCGUAGCACCAAGAUCUGGGCUUCCAUACAUAAGUCUCCUGAAGGGUGUCCUCUCACCCCAUCCUAAACCCACCUCUCCUGUCCCCUACAGACACACACGCUGUAGUCUAUUCUUAAGUUAUCUUACUAUGGUUUGUUAAUUGUGUUUUCACAAGCCAUAAAUUAGUUUUAAGUUUCAGCUCAUAAUAUUGGACAUCAAAAGGCUGGCCUGUUAAUGACCCCCAAAGUACACGAUAACAACUAUUAUAAUUUCCUUCCUACAGGUGACUAAAAACAUGAUAUUUCUUCAAUAAUAAUGUGCUUUAAGAUUUGGGCUGAACUAACCUUUCUUUAAAAAAAAAACGUAAGCAUUUUGCUGCCUACUUUUACCUUUUUCCAUCUUCUGUCUCUCUUUUCUUGUAGCCUGAUUUGAUCUUUGUGGGGGACAUGUUGCUGCGUUGGUCAGAGCACUGUAUACAAAUGACUCACUUAGCAAUAGGCUGCAAUAGCAACUCUUAAAGCACAGGUGUCAAACUCAAGGCCCGGGGACCAAAUUCGGCACGCCACAUCGUUUUUUGUGGCCUGCAAAAUCCUGGAGAAAAUGUACAUAAAGACAUUUGUUGUCAAUUUCGACAGAAAAUGUAUAUUGUACGCAACUGGAGUUUUUGCUUUUUGUUGUUGUGGUGGUGGUGACUGUUGUUGGCAGACAAAGGUCUCACUCCACUGCAUCUUAACGACUGUUGUUUUGCCCCACAUAUGAGUGAAACCAGUCUUGGUUGGGGCAUGUCGUAUCAAGCCUUUGAGCAUUAACUGAUUGCUAGUUGCUGAUACCUUGCUUUGGAUGACAACCUGAACAGUCCAGUUACAAACACAUUUCAGGCAAAGUUGCGGCCCUCUGAGGGCAACCAUAACUGUGACGUGGCCCGCGGUGAAAAUGAGUUUGACACCCACACCUUAAAGUUACCUUUACCAUUCCGAGUGCUACCAGGUGUGUUAUGCUUUGCUAUUAUUUAUUGUAGCAUUACCCUAGAAAGCAAAGACAUGUUGGCUGGUGCAGUCGAAAAGUGUCAUAUUUAGGAAAAAGGACAGCUUGCAGCUCGGCUCAGAAUUAAAGUCACAAAAUAAUCAUGCUGAUUGCUGAUUACUAAUCAACCUGGGUGACCUCAUAAAGAACAAAACAGGAAAUGGGUAUACCAAAAUAAGAGUCUGAGACAGGAAAUAAUGGCACAAACAAAGGAAAACAAAACCCAGAAGUCCCAGGUGGAAUUAACCAUUUUUUAUUUUUGCAAGGUGGGUGUCGGUAGUCUCAGAUAGUCUUAAUUUGAUUCAAGUAACCUUAUUAGUGAAUUUUCUUAGCAAAAUUAGGGCUGUCAAAGUUAACAUGUUAAUAACGAGUUAACGAAAAGUACCUUUAAUAUUCAGCAGAAACAGAAAAAGAAAAGGGAAUGGUAAAUUUAGCUUCUCUGCUCUCGACAAGACCAAACUUAUUUGUAGUUAGUGUCGCUGUGAGUUUAGUUGUCAUAGGGUACAUCAGCUCACAAAUGCCUGAGAGACGCGAGAAGGUACUGGAGCACUGCAGGUAUUUUUUAUUGUCAUUUAUACAGUGGUAUCUUGGCAUAUGAGUGUCCCAACUAACAAGUGUUUUUGAGAUGCGAGCUGUCUCUCGGCUGAUUUUUUGCUUUGAACUGCAUCCUAAAAUUUGGGUUACAAGCAGCUAGUUACUGUAAGGCAUAGCCGAGGACAGCUAUUUUAGGGGCUUGUCUCAAUGUGACAAAGGCCGAAGUGAGAGAGCACACACACAGCGCUCAAUGAUAUGGCACUAAAGAUUCAAGGGGGACUUUAUUAGCAUUAAUAUUAAGGGUGCCAGGAGACACCUAACUCACGAGACGAGAAGAAAUUUUAACAUUCAUUUGAAGAAAAGUACUUUUUUAUUUAACUGAUUCACAAAACAAUGCAAGUUACCACUGUUAUGAUAAUCCAUCCAUCCAUCCAUUUUCUCUGGCGCUUAUCCUCAUUAGGUCGCACACUACCACUUAUGUUUAUUAUCAUUCAUAGUAGCGAUGCAACAGUUCAGUCUGAUUGGCUUCUGGCUACCCGGUUCUCGCGAGACAACUUUUCUCCAAACAAGAAAUCUCGUCAGGUUUAAAUCUCACAAGAUCCUGUGACCACCAUAGUUAUUAUUAUUAUUUAUUUGCAAUUUAUUAGCAUUUGUGCUUGAACUGCUGUGUUUGUCAAGAUGACAGAAUAAAAGUUGCAUGUUGGAAGACCUGGGGUGUUAUACUUCCACGUCGUUGAAGUCGCCACACUAACAAAAGUGUGUGUGUUUGUAUGUGUCUGUAAAAGAGUAUAUGGGUGCAGUCCUAGUUCUGUAAAUUACUGACUGUUCUUGAGCACUAUUUUUUGUAAGUUGUCAAUAUUUAUUUUUCUAACACCCUGUUUUCAUUUCACUUAGUUGUUGGGGUUUUUGCAAACCUUUAUUUGUAAUGUUAGUCAGAAUUAUAUUUCGUGACAUUAUUUGCUUGAAGAGAAUAAUAUUUCAGUGAUGAUGAUGAUGACAGUUUACCUUACUAAUAUGUACUUGUUUUACAUUGUGUUUGUUCUUUAUACACUGAGAUCCAUUUUGUGUUGAGCUGUUUUAAGAAAAAACUGAAUGUUUCACAAACAAAAAUUUGCAUUAAGCAAAAAUAUUAUCCAAUGUCAUGUUCAUAGGUGUAUUAAAAACUUUCAAAUGAUCUGUCAAAGGUACACUUAUUAUAGAUAAAAACUUCUAUCUGCAAUUAAUUACGAGUUAACUACGGACAACAUGCGAUGAAUCACGAUUAAAUAUUUUAAUCGCUUGACAGCCCUAAGCAAAAUGUAUUUUAGUUAACAUUUAUGUUGUCGGAUUUUAUAAUGGACAAAUCCAUCUUUAAAACCUUACAAAAGCCCAGGACCAAUACUUUGCCAUUUCGACUUGAAAACAUUCCUGUGUGGACACCCCCUCAGAGUAGCCCGAUAUGAUAGAGAUAUUGUUCCACUUAAUUUAGCAUUCCUUCUUCUUUCUUUAGCUGUAACUUACUGGUGUGUGCGAGUGUAGUGUAGUGCUACUAAAGUAGUGUUACUGUAGUAUGUCAAGAGAUCACUACUACAGUGUAACGUAGUGCUGCAGAUGCUGCCUUCAUGGCAAAACUGGGGCAUUGCGCAACCUUUUAGUCUAUUUAAGUCAGCCAAUGAGUACCUUCUGCUUGUAAGGUCUCCAAUAGUCUCCAUUGUAUUGAAAAACCCAGCAGA